AUGCGUUCGUUGCAGGCAGUGGCAGUUUUGACGGCUCUUGUGAGCUACAGUUAUGCUAUUGAUAGUGAAGGAACAUCGUUUGUUUUUGGAUUCGUGCGAAACGCAAAUCCUGAUAUUUCAAAUCAAACCUUGUGGAUUACAGUUCUGAAUCGAAAUGAUGCUGGAUGUAACUUUACACUGAUUUAUAGACCCGAUUAUCAUAAAGCUACUCUACCGUUAGAAAACAAUGUUAUUGUUCAACCUAAUUUGGCUUAUGAUAUGAAAAUCCCGAGUUGGUAUGGUUACAAUUAUGCAGGAAAUGGAGAACAAGAUGAUGUUUAUCUGGCUCUUUAUGCUACUUCUUCAUGCCCUGUUACACUUAUUGCCCAUAAUUAUGACAACAAUACUUCUCAAGGAGAUUCAUAUCUUGUUCUUCCAAAAACAUGGGGAUCAACUAGUUUUACAUUUUCGCUUCCUCCAUCAACACGUUCAGCAAUUGCAAACCAUUACGAACAAGUUUUUAUAUUUCCAACAGAGGCCGAUGCAAAUGUGAAAUUUUUCGAAAUUGGAAAUGCUCAUUCCGAAUUAACAUUUAAGGUUAAAUAUGGAAAUGUUCCAGCUGUUUAUGUUGGUGAUAGAGUUACUGAUAACAUUCCUCGAACUUACCAUAUUCUUUCGGAUACCCCAGUAUUGAUUGUCGCGGGAGUAACAUGCGCCGGAGCAGAUCCAUCGAGAUGUGAUCAUGUUGUUUAUAUGCCUCAUCCACAAGCAGCCAGCGAUUGUUACAAUUACGAUUUUUAUGUUGAUAGCCACUUGACAUAUUUGGCGACAUCCAAGCAAUAUUUUACUGAUAUUCCUGGAACAUGCAAUUACGAUCAAAAUAUCACUAGCACGUUAAACGAUAAUGUUGCAGUAACAUUGAGAAUUAAGCAUAACAUGGAAUCUCCACUGUUCACUGUUCGCACAACUGUUGAUUCUGAACAAUCAACUGUAUUCAGUAACAGUGGCUCCAACAUUCACAUUGCUCGUUAUUAUAACGGGUUGAAUUAUAAUAACAUUGGAGCAAUUGGAGCUUUCAUUGCCUCUGUUCCCACUGCAACACAAUACAUUUCCACAUCAUCGGCGUUUUACACUUUAAAUCAAAACGACACAGUUGAAAUAUACUGUACAAUCUCGAUUUGUUCAAAAUUAAUGCUUGAUGAUCAAAAAGUUUUCAAUCUAAAUGAUGCUAAGUCCACUCAAGAAAUGAAUGGAAUGCAAUAUUACCUUUUUGCAAAAACAGUUGCAACCUCCGGAUAUCAUUUGCUACAUUCGAAUUCAACUAUGACCGGAUUUUACACAUACUUUGUAAGCGGUAAAAACGGUCAAUUUUCUUAUGGUUACGAAGGAGGAUGCAAUAAGCCAACUGUUGUCUUAUUGCCUCAAACAUCUACAACAAAUGGUCCAAGUAAAUCAACGACAACAGCUAACCGGGUCACAACAGAAAAUCCAGUCACACAGACAUCAAACACAGCUGCUACAUCUACUUCAAAAGUGACCAGUACCCCAACGAAAACCACAAAUGUGCCAAAUUUUACUACUACUCAGUCAGUGACUUCUUCGAGCUCAUUGCCAACCACUGUUUCGACAACUGUAGGCCCACAAUCCUCAGUAUCAAUUCUGCCUUCGUCGACAGCUUCACAGUCAUCGCAACCUCCUGUAACGUCGCCUUCGGUGCCAACUGAGAAACCGACGCAAACCACUCAGCCAACUUCAAAACCAACAAAACCAACAAAACCAACAAAACCAACAAAACCAACAAAACCAAUGACAACCCCGGAGUUAACGACGACAUAUGAGACAACAACUGAAUCGUCUUCUACAAUUAGUUUGAUCGUUCCAUUCAUUGCCGCGUUCAUAGCAUCAAUAUUCUAA
Messenger RNA from Caenorhabditis bovis, 1893 nucleotides. The record is from the annotation of a GenBank genome assembly. NCBI's taxonomy places the organism in Eukaryota, Metazoa, Nematoda, Chromadorea, Rhabditida, Rhabditidae.